Messenger RNA from Owenia fusiformis, 456 nucleotides. The record is from the annotation of a GenBank genome assembly. Lineage: Eukaryota; Metazoa; Annelida; Polychaeta; Sabellida; Oweniidae.
AUGCAAAAUGCAAAAAAUCUUGAAGUGAAAUUCUCAGAACUCUCUGUGAAGGCAAGUAGAUUGCUUUUUCUAGUGCCAUCAGUUCUUUGUAGUGACAAUGCACCAGAUCUUAACAACACAAUAGAAGUGUACAGUGAUGACCUUCCCUUCCCAGAGCUGGCAGCAAGUGAAAUAGUAAAUUGGAGACAGUUUAUAACAGAGGAAAAAAAUAACAGAGGAAAAAUGCUGAUACACAAGCAGCUGCUAUCAAGGUUUGUGACAAGGCCUUUUUCCCCAACACAUACACUCUAUUACAAAUUGGUUGUACUCUACCUGUUGGGAGCUGUGUUUGUGAACGAUCUUUCAGCUCAUUACGUAGACUCAAUACCUAUAAUAGGGCAACCAUGAGGGAAGAAAGACUUUCCAAUCUUGCCAUGUUGAACAUUCAUUACGAAAAGCCUAUUGACUUAGGUCGAG